AAUGCUCAGAAACUGCGUUUCUCCUUGUGCCUCUAUAUACGAAAGCUUCAAGUGUUGUUGCGAUCUCCCAAUUUCUGACGUCAAUUCGCAUCCUUCACGCUCCAAAUCAUUCGCUCCGCCGAUCAGAUUGAUCGAAAGUCCCAAAGAUCAGCUAUGAAUUUCUUCAAAUCCGUCUUCUCCGACGACCCAGAUCCUCCAGGAACCGAAUCUGAAUCCGAUUCACCAAAACACAGCGAAGAUCCAGAUCAAUCUAAUCCAGAACACGAAGACGACGACAACGGCGGAUGGAGCUUCGGUGGUCUGAUGAAAACCAUAGCCGACAGAUCCGAGUCCGUGAUCGAAACCUACCGGCGAGAUCUAGAAGAGUUCGGGACAGGCUUGAAGAAGGAGAUCGAAGUCGCGCAGGGAUCGCUCGGCACCGUCGGACACGCCAUCGACGAGCUUGGGAACACCGUGAUUAAAGGCACGGCUGAGAUCAUCGCUCAAGGCAAAGAAGCGAUCUUGGCCGCCGGUAACGAAUCUGAUUCUUCUGAUAACACUAGCUUGGGCCGUCGCGAUAGCUUUAGCUCGAAGCCGUAUAGUCGUUUCGAUGCUCAGGUUCGCGCCGUUCAGGGAGAUCUCGGCACUUACAGCGAAGAGCCUGAGGAUUCGGAUGAUUACAAGAAGUGGGAAUCUGAGUUUUCUCUGGGAGAGGAGAUGGAGAGCUUGUUGGAGGGGAAUGCAGAUAUGAGAGGAGUGUAUAAGAGGGUUGUUCCUAGUGUGGUUGAUCAUGAGACGUUUUGGUUUAGGUAUUUCUAUAAGGUUUAUAAGCUCAAGCAAGCUGAAGACUUGAGGGCUAAUCUUGUGAAACGAGCUAUUUCUUUGGAUGAUGAGGAGGAGUUGAGCUGGGAUAUUGAUGAUGAAGAGGAGACCAGCGAGGUAGUUGCUGCCAAAGAUGUUUCAAGAUUGAAACUUGAAGGGAAUGAUGAUGUGGGUAGCGGAGUUGUGAGCAAGACUGAGAAAGAUGAAGUGACAGUGUCUGAAGUUAGCAAUGUUGGUCUGAAGACAGACACAGAUUCUGCAGAGAAGAAGGAAACUGAUAAUGAACAAGUUCCAGAAUCAAAACCAGUAGUUGAUGCUGCAAAACCAGUAGUUGAUGCUAUUACUCCUCCUCUUCCUGCAUCUGAGGAGGCUCCAAUCGAAGUUACGGUCAAACCAGAAGCUGUUCCCAAAUCCGAAGAGAAUGCUCCAUCUCAAGACUCAGCUGCUAAACCAGAUGGUGCUGUUUCUUCAUCAACUCAAGAAGAGGAUUUGGGAUGGGACGAGAUUGAGGAUAUGAGCAGCAUCGAUGGAAAGGAAGCGAGUCGUUCAAGUGGUGGAAGUCCAAACAGGGCUGAGCUGCGUAAACGCCUGAGUACUGCAGAGGAAGAUGAAGACUUAAGUUGGGACAUUGAAGAUGAUGACGACGAAGAAACAUCACCAUCAACAAAAGCUUAAUGUAGUCUACGUGUUUGUGCUUUUUUAUUUCUCUCCUACUUAAUCAUAUCACCAUUCUGUUGUUUUCUCUUUAAACGUUCUGUUUUUAUUUGAUUUGAAAAUCAUAUGCUAUAAAUUUGAUUUGGUCUUAGUGUGCCAAUCCCUAUACUAUAUUUGCUAA
This is a messenger RNA of Brassica oleracea var. oleracea, 1636 nucleotides long. Its product is annotated as BSD domain-containing protein 1-like. Bases 154 to 1476 code for a protein of 440 amino acids. Gene Ontology annotation, cellular component: cytoplasm. The transcript has a single exon. The record is from RefSeq and is a predicted model, not a curated record. Lineage: Eukaryota; Viridiplantae; Streptophyta; Magnoliopsida; Brassicales; Brassicaceae.